UGUUAUCAUGCCAGGGAACUGUGCCACAGUGUUUACGAGCGCAAGCCAAGUCGUUGCAACGAGAGCAACGGUUACAGGGGAGACUGCAAAACCUGAGCAGAGACCGAGAAACAAGCAGAAAUCAAAACAUAAUCACAUAGUUGUUGGUUUCUCAUGGUUUGAUUUAUGCCUCUUCACAUUUCUCAAUCAGAGGCAGAGGAGACUCUACUACAAAACAAUGCAGAGGAAUUCAGCCAAGCAAUGAAAAACAAUAUUCUGUUACAAACUGCCAAGGCCCCACUUCCUGCUGAAGAGCCCCGAAAAUUUGGCUAAUGGAUCGGCGCGUGUGGGUAAGAUUUGGCCUAAACUUAGUUAAAUUUAGUUAAAGAAUCGCCUAGAUCCAGCCCCCAAUUAGGCCUAGAAGUGUUGGGGGGGGCGUUUGGUUAAGCUGGGAUCUGAUUGGGGAAGGGAGAGAAGACUGGAGGAACAGCGUGCCAGAUUAGGGCAAUAUGCCGGACUCGGAGUUGGAUUGGAGGGCAAGCUGAAGAUUUGUGGCAUAUUACUAUGUAUUAUUACCUUAUCGCUCUCUGCUUGUCUGCAGGAAUUUGUGAUUCUUUUCACCCAUGAAUUCUUCUCAUUGAGCAUAAGGGCAAAAGGGGAGAAAAGGAUAGGGUGUUAACAGGAGACAAAGCUCUGGUCCUCCAGCCCCAGAUUUACCCCAUCGCUGGAAGCGGGACCUAGAUAAUAAUCGGGAAAACUGUCCAGAUCCGUGGUUAUACAGGCAGAGGAUCGUUUUAAUCUCUUUGUUUGUUUGUGCUGGUUGUCGUUGCUUUUCCUUUCUUUCUCUUCGUUUGGGUAGUUAACCUAUGUACGGAGUACUACUAUGUAACCCUCUCCCCAACUCCCUUCCUCUGCUCUAAAGAUCUCCAUCUUUCAUCGGAACCAACGCUCGCUUUCAUUCUUGGAUACAAAGGGACUAUCUCUUGUUCCCUUUUAACCCUCCUUUUCCAGCCUAAUUGACCCCCCCCAGCCCUCGUUUUCCAGCCCCUCCUGGCCCCGCCUCGUUCAACAGUCUCAAACAAACAGACCAAUUGCGCUACGGUCGGGAAACGAUUCCACUCCGCCACCAACCAACCAGUUUUUCUGUCUUGUUGGAGUCCCGAUUGAACUGAUUGCCUGACCGGGCAUUUGCUUUGCCCAGAGCCUCGUUGUGCGCUCUGAUUUCUUGACCCUCGCCGCAUUUUUCCUGUGUUUGCUGUUUCGUAUCUCCAGUUCCAACCACAAAACUCUUUCUUCGCAAUUUUCUCCCUGCUUCUCGUCCGCACCAGUUGUUCAAAUAAGUAAUCAGGUGCUAAAAAGUAACAGUCGCAUCUGCCCAGCGAGAUCGUUUUGGUGUUCUGGUUUGCGCUGGCAUACAUCUGACUCGUACCUGUCAGCCUAGAGCUCAGUGCCAGCAACCAGAUCAACAUAUCAUCCAACCACUUUUGGCAGCUUAUCAUCUCUCCUUUUCCUGACUUUAUAUCAUUUCUUCUUUUCCUCUCUAUUGCCGUGCUCGUUUUCUCCUCCUCCUCGAUGCAGUGACCCUUUGCCGCAAUGGGCUCCCCUCGUUAUUCGGAGCUAGGACUGUCCUUGGGAAUCCUCGAGGAGGACCUACGUUGGUACUGGAAGUUAUUAGCAAGCAUCUCAGCUUGGCUUCUUCUCGCUGGAUUUGUUGUUUUCCCUCUUGCGAUCGAUAACAAUGCGGACGAUAUGCGCGGCGGCCAGUUUGCUUUGGCCGCUACCGGCACAGCCCUCGUCGGCGUUGGCUACCUGGUGUGCGUUGGUUUCUGUUUGCGAUGGAGGAAGAAGCAUUAUUUGGUCGACUUCAUUUUCAUACCGUGCUUCGGAUCGAGCCUUAUAGGCGUCUUUAACGUAGCCUUGAAUAUUUUAGUAAGGCGGCUAACACCCCUCACCGCCCUCUCUAUCGCAGUCAUCACCAUUUCCACCGUUUCUACUGCUGCAUUUGGAGCUGCAGCUAUUUACAACUCUCAUAAUGUUGUUUUCGUACCGCGACGUUACGCCUUCCGGCGGGGACGGAACGGGGAGGUUUCUGUCGAUGACGCAGAACUGCAACGAAGACAGCUUCUGCGACUUUAUUUACAGCAAGAUGCAGACCGGGCACCCAGUCCUGAGGUCACUCAGAGCACCUUCCGCAUCGAUCUCCCUGAUCCGGGCUUAGAUGGAGACGAAGAAUUAACAGUCAAACCGCCAAGAUCACCCUACGAACGCCCUCUACCACCCUCUCCACCACCUGGUUAUGCCCCAGGCAGGAUAAGUAAUCGAUCAUUACCACAUAAUGGGAGUAUUCGAAAAGGCACACCUCCUGGAAGAACGCGACCCCAUCGACAUGAACCGAGAGAAAUGAGACGAUCCAUUGUCGAACUAGGCGAUCUAUAACCAUUUGUCUAUCCCAUAUAUCGAUAUAAACAUACCUAUAUAUCAUCCACGACAGAAACUAGAUGGCUUUGGAAAACAUUCAAAGUUACGUCCGUUUUUCAGGGGUAGAUGCCCUUCAUUUUUCGAGUUUCUGUACCAUGAUGUCUUUCAUUUCUUUUUUUUCUUUUUCUUUUUUUUUUUUUUUUUUUUUUUUUUUUUUUUUUUUUUUUUUUUUUUUUUAAAGUCGGUUUUGCAGAGCGGUUUUAGCGAUAUCCCGGUAGGCGUACGUUUCCAAUUUCACGUUACUUUUUAUAUAUCUCUCUUUUCUCUAUUCUUCCAUUCUUUGAUUUUUGUUUCUAUCUCUUUAUUUUAUUUUAUUUUAUUGUUUAUUUUUUUUAUUUUUUUUUAUUUUUGGAUUUGUAUAACUUUUAACGCGAUUCCAUGUCGUUCGGAUUCCUGAACGAUUUCUUAUUCAGACCCUACGCUACUACUAUUAUCCUAUCCCCCUCACUUCUUUUCGUUGUCUUGAUGAUUGGCUAGCCCAAAUCUUUCUAUUUCACGAGCGGCAAAACGGGGUGAGCAUAUGUUAUGAAGGAAAGAUACAAUCAUGAGAUAAUAAUCAAUGCGACAACGUCAAUAUAACGUCAUUGACUAAACAGAUUCCUUCACAUAUGAUGGAAAUAUAUAACGGACGAGGCCCGUCCCCCUAUCAUAUAUUUGCCGAUCGAUUAUCAUGAAAUGCUGCUCAUCCUCAUCCAUACCCUUUCCCUGACAUCAGAGAAUGGGAAGGGGAAAAUCAGCACAAAAGGAACAAUCAUGAUCAGAGCAAGAGCAACAGAUCCCUGGGCAUACAUACUACUGCCCUACUUCAAGAAUGAUCCGUUUGUCUUCGCAAGCUGCUCAUCAUAAUACCCCUGGAAAGCCAACCAACCCUUAUCCGGGCCACCAACCUGCUCCGCCGUUACCUCCGCUUCUUCCUCGCCAAUCAAAAUCUUCUUAUACCCAGACCCAGCUGCCGCCGCAUCCGCCAACAGCUGCGCAUGACACGUCUUGUCCAGACUAAUAAACCAAAACGCCGCCUCAUCCACACUCUCGCCAACCGUCAGCAGCCCAUGAUUCUGCAAAAUCACCGCCUUGCCAUCCCCUAGCGCGCGGGCGAUAUUAAUGCCCUCUUCGCGGUCCAGCACCACGCCGCGGAAUUCGCCGUAGACGGCGUGGGAUUUGUAGAAGCGCAGCGCGUCCUGGGUCAUCAUGUCGAGUUCGCGGCCGAAGACGGAGAAGGCUUUGCCGUAGACGCUGUGAGCGUGGCAGGCGGCGUUAACGUUGGGACGGGCCUUGUGAAUCUCGGAAUGGAUGGCGAAGGCGGCUGAGUUUAUGGGCUCGGUGCCGAUGACGACGUCACCGUCUUCGUUGACUAGGAUUAGGUCUGAGACGGAUAUUUGGGAGAAGUUUUGGGAGAGUGCGUUUAGCCCUGUUUGCGUUCUUUGGGGUUAAUGUUGUUUUGUGGUGGGGGUGUAUUUUGGGUCUUGGCAAGUAGAGGGCAGUAGAUUUGAGAUAUACAUAAUCUCAUUUCCAUAAUGAGACCCUCGCACCCCUUCACAUUUAUGCUUCCUCCCUUUCCCUAUAUGCGGCCGCCAAGGAAUAGGGGAAAUGGGGAAAUUGGCGAAGACAAAGCAAGAGUGGAGAAAACGUACAAAAAUGAUCCGUCAAAAUCGGAUCUCUGACAGAGAUGUGGCCCGCCACACCCUCAUCGAAGCCGCGAUCAGCAAAAACCCGAAACGCCGCUGCCAGAUGCUGCUUGCGGUAAAGGCGCUCUUCCUCUAGGCUGUUGAAUUUGGGAUAUUGCCUGAUGUUUAGCUGCUGGCCGGUCACUGUGCGAUUGCGCAGCUGGACCUGCUCAAUGGCCGCUCCAGGCUUUUGCUCUUGCUGGGAGCUGGCGUUUUUGUUCGCGGGAACAAUCGGGUUGGUGAGAUCUUCUCUGACGACGGAAGGGGCCAUGGUUUAUUCUUUUUACUUUUCUCUUUCCUUGGAUUCUUUUUUCUUCGCGUUUCACGCGCAGUGGUUUGCUUUUCGUCUACGCAUGUACGUAAUGUAUGGAUGCAAUUAUCGAGAAUUAUCAUAACAAGUAUAAAAUGUACUACAUCCCUUUCCCCUCCCGACCUCACCCGCCG
This is a messenger RNA of Blastomyces dermatitidis ER-3, 4565 nucleotides long. RefSeq lists its product as uncharacterized. NCBI's taxonomy places the organism in Eukaryota, Fungi, Ascomycota, Eurotiomycetes, Onygenales, Ajellomycetaceae. The coding region runs from base 1573 to 2415 and encodes 280 amino acids. The transcript is spliced from 3 exons. The record is from RefSeq and is a predicted model, not a curated record.